Messenger RNA from Carassius auratus (goldfish), 4763 nucleotides. Its product is annotated as metabotropic glutamate receptor 2-like. The record is from RefSeq and is a predicted model, not a curated record. Bases 1768 to 4431 code for a protein of 887 amino acids. The transcript has 6 exons. NCBI's taxonomy places the organism in Eukaryota, Metazoa, Chordata, Actinopteri, Cypriniformes, Cyprinidae. Gene Ontology annotation, cellular component: membrane. Gene Ontology annotation, biological process: G protein-coupled receptor signaling pathway. Gene Ontology annotation, molecular function: G protein-coupled receptor activity.
AGUAACUCUCUCUUAUGAACACUUUGUCACAGAACUGCUGUGAGCUUGGUGAAACAGAGAAAAGGAGGAGCAUUAGAGUUAUGUUUUUUUUUUUUUUAUCUUGGUGCUGCUGUAAUGAACAACAACCAGAGGGUGUAUCCACAGUAGCAUUACCUGUAUGAUAUUGUUUAAUUGGAGUUUGGUUAGUUUUUAAAUUCAAGUUCCUGUCCUUUUUCCAAUAUGUUUGGUAGAAUGACAGCUUCAGUCACUGAUCACUUCUAUGGAAGCCAUGAGAGUGACUGAAGCUGUCAGUCCCUAACAUUUCUGCCUGGCAUCUCCUUUCCUGUUCCACAGAAGAAAGAAAUGCAUUGGGGUUCGGCGAAACAUGAUGGUGAGUAAAUAACUGAACUUUCAUUUUUGGGACAACUCUUUCCUCUUUAAAUGGUCUCUGAAUCUGCUCACUGCACACCAUGUUCUAUUGUAUAUCAAUCUAAUAUUUACUGUAAUUUACGUGUUUAGGAUCCAUCGAGGAAUAUGCCAUCUUUAAGUAAUCUUUUGUAUUAUUAUUUUCAGGACGUUGGGGAUUUCGAAAACAUAUUAAUCUCUCGCAAGUUCUAAGACAUUGAUAAGAGAUUGGAUAUGACUGGCUCAAUGCGUAAAGGGUCAACAAGCAAGCUAUGUUCAGUUUGAGAAAAUUCUCACGGGAGCUUGUACCCUCGCGCUCGCUUUUCACACGUGUUAUGUUGAAACUUGUCUAUCGACCUGAAAUGGGACAUUGAUCUCAUAAUGUGUGAUUCUGACAAGCCAACCUUAAUACAUAGCCGUCGCAGACUGGUCUGGCCAAUUAAAAAAUUCUACACAAUCUGACGUCUUUCGUCAUAGUUACAUAUUCUGUGUCUCGCGGAGCAGUUAGAACAGACUGACUGAGUCAAGUUGUCAGCAUAGUUGUCUCGACAGUUCACUAUAUGCGGUCAGUGAUCAUUUCUGUUACUGGUUAGACAUGCCGUUGUAGAUGUUUUAGUGCCAGAGAUCGGUGAAUUGGAGACGCAUACAUGUCCACUUUUUCUUGUUGUUUUUCAGUUGAAGGAAUCCAUCUGAUAGGGUUAGACACCAAAUCAGGGCAAAUGUAAUCCUAUCAGAGCAUGCACGCGCGCUCUUAUAGUCGUCAAUUUGGCAUUUUAACGGCUUAUGCUUUGAAACUUUCAUGUGCAUUUCCUUAACGCUCUGUAAUACUUAGAAAAGUUGUAAGCAUAGUGAAGCUAGUAUUCUUUAGUGCUUUUAAGAAUUUUUUUAAAGUCAAGGGAGUCAAAAUUUGAAAAAAAAAUCUCAAGGAAUCCAAUGACGCGCGCGACGCAUUUUCAGCACCACGGACAGUUCCUAGCGCGCCCAGCGUCUCCGAGGCGCGCGCUCAACGCAAACUUCACCCGCUGAUUGAAUCUUGGAUUCCACUGCUGGAAUUCAGCUAUAUGUUUUAAAUGCAACAUUAGAGUAAUACGAAAUUGUCCGCAAGGAUACGAAGAGAAUAGAAGGACUUUUAACCGGAUGUCUUAGUAGAUCCGCCAGAAAUCUGUCGAUGAGAGGUGAACUGGACAGGUCAGAUUGUGAUCUUCACUAACUCCCCCAACAGGCGGAAGAUGGCGAUGGUACUUGAAUUUGCCUACUACUGCUUACAAGCGCACUGAAGUGUCUGAAGUCUUCCCUUUAGCACGCCUCGAGUCCAGUCCCUUUCCAACAAGUGAGACUGCUAAAUAGGGAUUGACCUGUAAAGUGUCCAGAUUUUUGAGCACCAUGACUCAGAGGUCAACUCAUUUUAGGGGUCACGGUCCCUCCUGGACGCUUCAUCUUACUCUACUGCUGCUUCUAUUGGCCAGGACACACCAAGCUUUGGCUAUCCCAGGUUACAACACUGACACCUCCAAGAAAGAGAUCAUAAUUGAGGGGGACCUGGUGAUUGGAGGCCUGUUUCCUGUUCAUCAAAAGGGGGAGGGGGCUCAGGACUGUGGCCGAAUCAAUGCACAGAGAGGGAUUCAGAGACUGGAGGCAAUGCUGCUAGCCCUGGACAAGAUCAAUCAAGAUGAUCAGAUUUUGCCCGGAGUAACGUUAGGUGCCCACAUUCUGGACACUUGCUCUAAAGACACGUACGCACUGGAACAGUCACUUGAAUUUGUGCGCGCUUCGCUUACGAAAGUGGACGAUAGUGAGUACACAUGCCCAGAUGGAUCCUACGCCAUCCAUGACGAUGUUCCACUCGCAAUCUCUGGAGUGAUUGGAGGCUCCUACAGUGAUGUAUCCAUACAGGUGGCCAAUCUCCUGCGUCUUUUCCAGAUUCCUCAGAUCAGUUAUGCCUCCACCAGUGCGAAACUGAGUGACAAAUCCCGUUAUGAUUACUUUGCCCGGACUGUACCUCCUGAUUUCUACCAAGCUAAAGCUAUAGCUGAGAUCCUGCGCUAUUUUAACUGGACUUACGUCUCCACGGUUGCCUCAGAGGGCGAUUACGGCGAGACGGGUAUCGACGCCUUUCAGCAAGAGGCCCGGGCCUUGCAAAUCUGCAUCGCUACGUCCGCCAAGGUCAGUCGCUCCAUGGACCCCCACGGUUUUGAAGGAGUAAUCAGAUCUCUGUUGCAGAAAUCCAAUGCUAAGGUAGUAAUCCUCUUCACCAGAAGUGAAGAUGCAAGAGAGCUCCUGGUUGCAGCAAAUCGCAUGAAUGUUUCCUUCAUCUGGGUGGCCAGCGAUGGUUGGGGGGCACAGGAGAGUGUGGUGAGAGGGAGUGAGAGUGUAGCAGAUGGAGCUUUUACCAUUGAGCUUGCAUCCUAUUCAAUCCCUGAAUUCGCAACAUACUUCACAAACCUCAAUCCUUAUAACAAUACACGUAACCCCUGGUUCAGAGAGUUCUGGGAAAAUAACUUUCAGUGCAGCCUGCAUGAUAUUACCUGUGGGAAAUAUUCUCUCCGGGAUGGCAAAUUCGAGCAGGAGUCCAAGAUCAUGUUUGUGGUGAAUGCUGUCUACGCGUUGGCUCAUGCCCUUCAUAACAUGAGACAAGCAGUGUGCGCCAACAAUACCAAACUCUGCAGUGCCAUGAAACCAGCCAAUGGAAAAAAGCUAUACAAGGACUACAUCCUGAAGACAAAAUUUGACGCUCCAUUUCGCCCAGCUGAUACAGAGAACAUUGUUCUCUUUGAUGCUUAUGGAGACAGUCUGGGCCGAUACAACAUCUUCCAUUAUCACAAAGAGAAUGACGAGUACGUCUAUAGGAAAGUGGGAUACUGGGCCCAGGAUUUAAGUCUCAACACAAGUCUGAUUCCUUGGGAAAGCCAAGUGGUGCCCACAUCUCAGUGCAGUGACCCAUGUAGAAAAAACGAAAUUAAGAGCAUGCAGCCUGGUGAUGUCUGCUGCUGGAUAUGCAUUCCCUGCCAGCCCUACCAAUACCUUCUGGAUGAAUUCACUUGUGCGGAUUGUAGCUUUGGACAGUGGCCUUUGGACAAUCUCACAGGGUGUUACAACUUACCUGAGGAGUACAUUCAUUGGGAGGAUGCUUGGGCUAUUGGGCCGGUCACUAUAGCUUGCCUUGGCAUGCUCUGCACACUGUUUGUCAUUGGCCUCUUCUUAAAGAACAAUGAGACACCGGUGGUGAAAGCUAGUGGACGUGAACUUUCCUACAUUCUUCUCAUAGGUGUCCUACUUUGCUAUUGCAUGACCUUCAUCUACAUCAGUAAACCAUCUGCAGUAGUGUGCACGUUACGGCGGCUUGGCCUGGGAACUUCCUUCGCUGUUUGCUACUCUGCGUUGCUGACCAAGACCAAUCGCAUCGCUCGGAUUUUCAACGGUGUUAAAGAUGGAGCUCAAAGGCCUAGAUUCAUCAGUCCAGCUUCACAGGUGGCUAUCUGUGCUGGUCUUAUUUCCUGUCAACUCCUGGUCGUGGUGAUCUGGCUUCUGGUUGAGGCUCCUGGGGUGAGAAAGGAGGUCAACCCUGAAAGAAGAGACGUGGUGACAUUGAAGUGCAACAGCAAGGACUCUAGCAUGCUGAUGUCUUUAAUCUACAACUGUGUCCUCAUCAUCCUCUGUACCUUUUACGCCUUUAAGACUCGAAAGUGCCCAGAGAACUUCAAUGAAGCCAAGUUCAUCGGCUUCACCAUGUAUACCACGUGCAUAAUCUGGCUGGCUUUCCAGCCAAUCUUCUAUGUUACUGCCAGUGACUAUAGGGUGCAGACCACCACCAUGUGCAUCUCUGUGAGUCUGAGCGGUUCAGUGGUGCUGGGCUGCCUCUUCGCUCCCAAGAUCCACAUCAUCCUCUUUCAGCCCCAGAAGAACGUCACCACGCUCAGAGUGGCCACCACUCGAUUCAGUGUGACCACUGGCCCUGGCUCCAGCUUCUCUCAAACCUCGGCCUCCAACAUUGUGCCUACAGUAUGUAAUGGCAGAGAGGUAGUGGACUCGACAACAUCCUCACUCUGAGAAACAGGAUUCCUGUUUGUUUGCCAAAAGCGGUAUACAGAUAAAUAUUAUCUUCACUAGUCAUGAAAUCAAGUGUUUGCUAAUGUUGAGGAGGCUAUUCAGAAUACAAAACUGCCUGUUAUGUUGUUCUCAACGUGCUGUGUUAGAUAAUAUCAGUGGGAUGCCAGUUUAAACUCUGUAUAUCUGUUCUUUUUAUAGAAACCAUAAUAAAGUAUUGUUUGAGAUAUGGAGUUAAAAUAUAGUAAAUCUGUUUAAAGUAUUAUAUACAAGAUGUUUUUAUUGUAGAUUUAUGGUGAUUCUGGUUUGUGCUUUCUUGUAAUUUAUGUAAAUAA